Xiphophorus maculatus (southern platyfish) is the source of this 1738-nucleotide messenger RNA. It is a transcript of the gene fgf8a, whose product is annotated as fibroblast growth factor 8. The transcript is spliced from 5 exons. Gene Ontology annotation, molecular function: type 2 fibroblast growth factor receptor binding; growth factor activity; type 1 fibroblast growth factor receptor binding. The coding region runs from base 252 to 893 and encodes 213 amino acids. NCBI's taxonomy places the organism in Eukaryota, Metazoa, Chordata, Actinopteri, Cyprinodontiformes, Poeciliidae. Gene Ontology annotation, cellular component: cytoplasm. The record is from RefSeq and is a predicted model, not a curated record. Gene Ontology annotation, biological process: positive regulation of gene expression; fibroblast growth factor receptor signaling pathway; regulation of cell migration.
CUCUCUUAAUUUGCUGGGGGGAGAAAAAAAAUGCAAUGGGCGAGCGUGAGCCGCGCCGUCAGUACCGCUGACCUUUGGAGGAUUUCUCUGUAAUCUGUUGGACUUGUCGACUCGACUGGAAGCUUUGGAUGAGCUUUGACUUCUGCGAGCCCAAAACGGACACCUGCCAGUAAAAAAAAAAAAAAAAAAAAAACCCCGGAGGGUUUGUCCAACUUCAUCAUUCCAUCUAUCCAUCCAUCCAUCUAUCCAUCAUGGGGGCCGUGCCAUCCAGACUCGGCUAUCUAUUUCUGCACCUGUUUGUGUUCUGCUUCUAUGCCCAGGUAACCAAUCAGUCCCCGCCUAAUUUCACGCAGCAUGUAAGCGAGCAGAGCAAGGUGACGGACCGGGUGAGCCGCAGGCUGAUCCGGAUCUACCAGCUGUACAGCCGGACCAGCGGCAAGCAUGUGCAGGUCCUGCCCAACAAGAAGAUCAAUGCCAUGGCCGAAGAUGGAGAUGCGCACGCGAAGCUCAUCGUAGAGACCGACACGUUUGGAAGUCGAGUUCGCAUCAAGGGAGCUGAGACGGGCCUCUACAUCUGCAUGAACAGGAAGGGGAAGCUCAUUGGCAAGGAAAACGGACAGGGCCGCGACUGCAUCUUCACCGAGAUUGUCUUGGAAAACAACUACACAGCCCUGAGGAACGCCCGGUACGACGGCUGGUACAUGGCCUUCACUCGCCGCGGACGGCCACGCCGGGGCUCUAGGACACGCCAGCAUCAGCGUGAGGUGCAUUUCAUGAAGAGGUUGCCGAAGGGGCAGCAGCCCACCCAUCCAGGUCAACAUCGGCCUUUUGACUUCAUCCACUACCCUUUCAGUCAAAGGACUAAACGCACACGGUACUCUUCACGGCACUGAGGUGGAAUUGAAAGACCCGAAAACAAAAAAAGGACAAAAGAACUUAAAUAUUGACUGAAGUACCGAAACAUUACGUGUCCCUCUCGAAAACGAACCUUUAGAUAUUUUUUUUGUACUGUAUCUUAACUCGUAGCCUAUUUUCAAAUGUUCUCAAGUGAACAAAGGAAGUUCAUGGACAUAAAAGAAUAAGAAAACAUACAUAUUAAAAUCUAUUUUUGUACUCCAGACUUUUUUUUUAGUGCUGAGAAUUUCUUUCACGGCCCCGUCAUUUGUCUCGUUUUCAGCAUCUUUGUAGUGUGUGUCGUUUUGAUUUGUUGCAUAUCAUUUUAACUAGAGGAGACUUUUUUUAAAUUCUUUUUUGGACUUUCGCCUGCUGCUCAAGGAGACUUGAAGGACCCUGAGCGGCCGCACUGCCAGGAAACGCUGAGUUUACGGACACACUGUGAGACACGACACUGCAGAGCGCAGGAAGCAACAGCACAGGAAGGAGGGGGGGGACACUUUGGUGUUCAGGCUGUGUGCCAGACGUUUCGUCUUUACUGAAUUCAUUUAAGCAAACUGAGCGCUCAUAGCAUAUUAUGGGACGAUGUGGCAGCUAUAAUUUAUAUUAACAGGUUUCCUGAUCUGACUGUAGUGACUCAUGUACAAAAUGUGUUUACCCCCUUUCCUGCCCCCUCACCUUAUGGGUUCUUGUUUCACUCUUAAUGUCUGUUUUUAUACAUAUAUGAAUAUAUUUUUUAUUUGAGGAUGUGCAUAAUAAUUUUAAAGAUGGAAUAUUUAUUUAAGAGGUGUAACAAAUGUACAUUAGGACACUGACAUUAAACUCCUGUUUGAUACGUGCUUGC